Nipponia nippon (crested ibis) is the source of this 402-nucleotide messenger RNA. The record is from RefSeq and is a predicted model, not a curated record. Lineage: Eukaryota; Metazoa; Chordata; Aves; Pelecaniformes; Threskiornithidae.
AUGAGUGAGAGAGACAUACAAAGCCUGAGCAAAUGGGUUUUCGUGCUCACUCUCUGCCUUACCACGCUGUGGGGAAGACUGACGCUGGCCUCCACCCAUCACAGAAGCCAUUCAGUGCACGUAGAGCCCGGUACGUGCGAAGUCAUUGCAGCUCACAGGUGCUGCAAUAAGAACAAGAUCGAGGAGCGCUCCCAGACAGUGAAAUGCUCCUGCUUCCCGGGGCAGGUGGCAGGGACGACGCGGGCGGCUCCCUCCUGUGUGGAUGCCUCUAUCGUGCUGCAGAAGUGGUGGUGCCAGAUGGAGCCGUGCCUCGACGGGGAGGAGUGCAAGGUUCUGCCCGACCUCUCGGGCUGGAGCUGCAGUAGCGGCAACAAAGUGAAGACAACCAAGGUCACACGAUAG